AUGAAGCUGCAUGUGGCCUUGCUCGUUUUCACCGCGCUGGUGUGCGCGGCCUCGCUCGGCUUGAUACACAGGCGGAGAAGGGAGACGGAGAACGCGCAGAAACGGGUGAAAUUCCAGGACAUCAAACUUCGCGUCACGCAGGAGGUGGUGGAAGACUACCGGGCGGAGUUCACGAAGUUUCAGGGGGUGGUGGACCGGGUCAAGAAAGAGGUGAAGGAGCUGGAGCCCGACGUCGGCAAGCUGGAGGCCACAGCGACGGAGAAGAAGGCUUCGGCGGACGCCUGCCAGGGAGAGAAGAAACACCUCGCAGAUGAGCUGGCCUCGUUGGAGUCCGAGGCGAGUAGUCUCAAAGAUGACUUUACCAAGCAAAAGACCAGCUGGGAGACGGAGGUGACGACUCUCAGACAGGAGAUGGGAAAAAGGAGCAAAAUCUGUGACUUUGUGAAGGAUUCGCCAGAAGCCAGGAAGCUGUGCGGUGACGACGUGAAUAAAGACGCACCCCACGCCAAAGAAGCUAAGGCAGAAGAGCCUAAAAAAGAGGAGCCCAAGGCAGGAGAGCCUAAAAAAGAGGAGCCCAAGGUAGAAGAGCCUAAAAAAGAGGAGCCCAAGGCAGAAGAGCCUAAGAAAGGGGAGCCCAAGGUAGAAGAGCCUAAAAAAGAGGAGCCCAAGGCAGAAGAGCCUAAAAAAGAGGAGCCCAAGGCAGAAGAGCCUAAAAAAGAGGAGCCCAAGGCAGAAGAGCCUAAAAAAGAAGAGCCCAAGGUAGAAGAGCCUAAAAAAGAGGAGCCCAAGGCAGAAGAGCCUAAGAAAGGGGAGCCCAAGGCAGAUGGCCCUAAAAGGAGAUGAAGUAUUGUAAGCUUAUUGUUAAAUGUAAAAAAAACACGAGGGAUGAGGGACUCGUGAUUACAAGUAGGAGUGCAACCAAGCACAUCUGAUCAGAUUCAAACAAGGGAGGUGUACUUUAAAGGGACACUCCGGUGUUUUUUAAACCUAAGCCCUAUUUCCCUAUGGUUAGGAGUCAAAACCGAGCGAUGGGCCGCAGGCUCUAUUAAGCUGGUUUAUGCUGACCGCUGCACACCAAGCGGCAACGUAAUCCUUCAGGGCAACGGCACCCGCGUGUCUGGAAACCACCUUGCAUUAUGAAAAGACAAUCCCAGCAGUUAGUCAGCACCGUGAUAAGACCUUUUUAUUACUUUUAUUCUUGUUUUUUGCAUUUCUUCUAGUUCUCCCUCUCGCUUCCCCUGUUGUCUUCCUGCAACAAGUCGCUCCUUUAACCCCCGAAAUGGAUUUAGAAAUGGAUUGAUAGAUGUAUAUUCCCACGAUUGCUCUCAUGGCAGAAGCUCGUCAGACUCCUCUCGUAACUGCCCGAGUCUGUCGGAGCGCUUUUCCGUGGAUGUUAUUUGGCAAAUGCGAUUGACCCGAAGCAUCACGUUCCACUUUGGUAGUCAAAGUACCUUUAUUGUCCCUUACAGGGAAAUUAGUUUGCAGCCAGUAUAAUAAAACUCUCACACAAAGACAAAACAUUCAAACGCCAAGGCAGAAUUGA
This is a messenger RNA of Lampris incognitus (smalleye Pacific opah), 1543 nucleotides long. RefSeq lists its product as uncharacterized. The coding region runs from base 1 to 843 and encodes 280 amino acids. The transcript has 4 exons. The record is from RefSeq and is a predicted model, not a curated record. Lineage: Eukaryota; Metazoa; Chordata; Actinopteri; Lampriformes; Lampridae.